This is a messenger RNA of Ordospora pajunii, 264 nucleotides long. RefSeq lists its product as uncharacterized. The coding region runs from base 1 to 264 and encodes 87 amino acids. Lineage: Eukaryota; Fungi; Microsporidia; Ordosporidae. The record is from RefSeq and is a predicted model, not a curated record. Gene Ontology annotation, biological process: protein targeting to ER. The transcript has a single exon. Gene Ontology annotation, cellular component: signal peptidase complex; endoplasmic reticulum membrane.
AUGAUCAAGUCUUUGCUUCAUAAGAUGAAUCAGCCAAUUGACCAUGUGGGGCAGGAGAUGGCGUCGAAGCUGAUGUACUUUAUAUUUGCUGCUGGGUAUGCACUGGCGCUUGUGGUAGGGAUAUUUCUGAAUGACCUGAAGUACACGAUAUUGAUUGGGGUGUUGACUGUUGUUGCUGCUAUUGGGGUUGUUGUGCCUCCAUGGAGGAUCUACCGCAAGAAUCCGCUGAAGUUUGGCCCGCCUAGCAAAGCGAAAGCAGAAUGA